Prosopis cineraria is the source of this 1431-nucleotide messenger RNA. RefSeq names its product mitotic spindle checkpoint protein BUBR1. Gene Ontology annotation, biological process: mitotic spindle assembly checkpoint signaling; meiotic sister chromatid cohesion, centromeric. Gene Ontology annotation, molecular function: protein kinase activity. The transcript has 11 exons. The record is from RefSeq and is a predicted model, not a curated record. NCBI's taxonomy places the organism in Eukaryota, Viridiplantae, Streptophyta, Magnoliopsida, Fabales, Fabaceae. Bases 71 to 1234 code for a protein of 387 amino acids.
UCAUCUUGUAUCCCCGACACAUUCAAAAAGGACAAGCUAAACAGAAAGAAGCUCAGUCACUACAGCGGCGAUGAUGAUGGCGGAUGAAGAGAUUGAGAGAUUGGAUCCAGAGACCGAGUUUCUUAUGUCGAAGAGAAGGACUGGCAACGAGUGGGAAAUGUUCAAAGAAAACGUAAGGCCAUUAAAAAGAGGCCGAAAUAUUAAUCUCUUGAACUCCGCUCUCAACACCCACGAUGACAAUCGACUUAACAAAUCUCUUCUUGAUAAUCGAAGGAGGAUGAUUGAAGCCAUUGAUGAAUACAAAGGAGACGAUCCUCUCCUCCCGUGGCUUGAGUGUAUCAAGUGGGUUCAGGAGUCAUUUCCCGCCGGUGGAGACUGCUCUGGACUAGUUGUGAUAUACGAACAGUGCGUUCGAACUUUUUGGCGUUCAGAACGCUAUAAGGAUGAUCUUCGCUACUUGAAAGUGUGGCUGGAAUAUGCAGAUAAUUGCAUAGAUGCGGAUGUUGUAUAUAGUUUUCUGGAUGAAAACGGAAUUGGACGAACGCAUUCCUUAUUAUACAUAUCAUAUGCUCUCUACAUGGAAUCUAAGAAUAAGAUCAAAGCUGCAAACGAGAUAUUCGAUCUUGGCAUAUCAAGGAAUGCUCAACCAAUGGCUAAACUGAAGGAUGCUUACAGAAAAUUUCUUGCACGCUCAAUGAGAAGACCAAAAGUUACAGAGGAGGACUCAACGGAGAAGCAGUUACCUGUGCGUAGCUUUGGAACUGUCCUUGCCAGCGGAGAAAAUCGUAUUCGACUUCCCAUGAGCGAGCUCUCUACGAAGAAUUUAAAGCCAGAAAAGACUGGAGCAGUUGCACUUACUAUUUAUAAAGAUUCAACUGUCACUGAUGACAACUGUCCUCAACAGCCGGACGUGUCAAAGAGAGAGUUGCACUCUUUGCACAUGCUUGGAGCUCGAGCUGAAAGGAAUAAAGAAAAUCAUGCAAUCGCUGGCAAGUGGACGACCUACAAGAUUCCCCAGCGACCUGGGAUUAGAACUGGAGCGGCAACUACAAGUGCUUGUAUUCCAGUAUUUGUUGAUGAGGAUAGUGAUGAUGCACGAGAAGUGAAAACCGGGGGACAUAAUUCCUCAAGUUUGUUGAAUAGGCAUGAGGCCGACCAAGACUUGAAAAGGAAAACAGAGAUACUAAGGAAGAAACCAUUGCUCAACUUUCCACAAAAUAGACUGCCCAGGUGAUUGAAAGUUGAAACCGUGCUUGUGGCACGUUGUUUUGAAGAUAUUUUAUGUCAGGCAAGCUUUUCUCUCUAAAGCUGGACCCGGCUUGGUCUGUUUCUUCAUAGUUUGUACUUGAACCUGUUAUCUUUUUUAACAUUGAAUGGCCUUUGGCCAUGAACAAGAGGUGCAAUGCAAUAGUUGAUUUGAUAUUUGAACUA